AAUUUGCCUUCCAUGUAUGAUUGACUAUUCACUUAGUAAUGGUUCGAUAUAUAUAUAUAUAUAUAUAUUUAUAUAUAGCUUAAUGUUUUAAGAAGGGAUCUUUUCACUUAUUAUGAGAAGAAUUCAUGAAAAGGAAAGGUUUUUUAAAUAAUAGCAACGCAAGUCUCAAAUAUUGAGAACACCGCUAUACAAGGCAAGUUUCAACGGAUCAAUCUUGGCGUUCUAUGUUUUGAAGAUCAAAGUAAAAAUCAUGUGAUCUGAGCUUGACCGAGAGAAAAAAGUUGAGAUAUUAGUUGAUUUCCAUCGAAGCAUCCAAGUAGACCAAGUGUCUGGAUCAGCUCAAUCAAGAGUUCUAGACGUAGUCUUAUUUUCAAUUUCUUCUUUUGUAAUGGGUUUUGAGGAUUAGUUAUUGAUAGCUUCCUCAAUCUGGGUUGGUACGUGUGUAGUAACCCUUUAAUCAUAAAUUAAAGGUUAACACGUUUUACUAAUAUCAUAAAUGAGCUCUCAACCCUAGGAAAUGAUAUUUAUGUUGAAUAUCAAGGAAGGAAAAUAAUGAGAAGUUUACCCUCUGCAUGGAAGCCUAAACCUAAAGCUAUAGAAGAAGCCAAAGAUCUAUCAACAAUGACUCUAGAAGAUUUGACAGGCUCACUCAUGACAUAUGAGUUAGGACUACAAGAAGAGCAAGAUGAUGAAAAUGUAAGAAGAGAAAGGGGAAUAGCUCUAAAAUCGCAAGGGGAGGAAGAGGUAUCCGAGAGUGAAUCUGAGGAUGAAAUGAGCAUGUUCCAAAAGCAGUUCGGGAAGAUGUACCGACACUUCAAAAGCAACAGGAACAAACAAGAUUUGGUGGUUGAGGCACCAGCGGUCCACAGGCUGCCACGUCAGUAUAGCCACCUGCCGAUUGGCGGGUAUAAAUAGAAGCAUUUAUUUCAUUGUAAAGGGUUGGC
Cuscuta epithymum is the source of this 944-nucleotide messenger RNA. NCBI's taxonomy places the organism in Eukaryota, Viridiplantae, Streptophyta, Magnoliopsida, Solanales, Convolvulaceae. The record is from the annotation of a GenBank genome assembly.